AUGACUACCAUUGAUAAUAUCAUCGAACAACCAAUUACAUAUAAACCAAAUAAAAGAUGGGAUAGUGAUGAGGUCAUUAUAAAAAAGAAUCAAAUACCCCAUAAUGGUGCUGAUAAAGCUGAUGAAAAUGAGAAUAAUGAAAACAUUACCAACAACAACAACAACAACAACACCACCACUACUACUACUGCCACUACUAACAAUGAAGAAAAUGAAGAAAAUGAAGAGGGAACAGUUAUAGUUAGCAAAUUAUCAAAAAAACAAAAUAAUAAUAUUAAUAACAAUAACAACAAUAAUAUUAAUAAUAAUAAUAAUAAUAAUAAUAAUAAUAAUAAUAAUAAUAAUAAUAAUAUUAAUAAUAAUAAUAAUAGUAAUUGCAAUAAUAGUAACAAUAAUAGUACAUUUGUUACAUUUACAACAGGAUCAAGUAGUUGUGGAGGGAGUAGUAAUUAUAGUAAAACAUUUAGUAACCAAUUUAAAGAGUCAUCGUCAAUCGAUCUUUGUAUGAUGUGGUUACAAAAAAGUAUUGAAAAAAAUACAUUACAAGAACAUAUUUGUGAAAGAAUCUUAAAAUUACCUGAUAAAGAUUUUCAAUUUUAUUUACCUCAGAUUGUACAUGUAUGUGUUGUAUAUAAUCAUGAACCAAUAGUAUUGAUGUUAUUGGAGAAAUGUAGAGCAUCAUUUAUUAUAGCGGCACAAUCAUUUUUUUUAAUAGAAUCAAUUGUAAAGGAUAAUCAUCCAAAAACAUAUAAUAAUGCGAAAUAUUUAUGGAAAAGGUGUGAACUAGCAUCAAUUGGUCAAGAUUCUUUAUAUGAUAAUAGUAAUGGGAGUAAUAAUAAUAAUAAUAAUAAUAACAAUAAUAAUAAUAAUGAUAUAUCAUCUGCAAAUGAUUUAAAUAAUAAAAGGUAUACAACUACGACAUUACCAUCAUUUGAUUUAAGAAGAAAGGAAAAAGAUCCUGAUCAAUUAUCUGAUAGUUCAACAUUAAUCAUUGAUGAUUGGAUUGAACAACAACAACCAAAACAAAGACAACAACAACUAGAAGAAUCUUUAUUAGAUGAUGUAGUUGAAGACUUUGUAAAGAUUUCAAUACCUGAAUAUAACGGUUUUCAACAACAACAUCAACAACAACCACUGCAACAGGAACAACAAGAACAAGCAUCACCAACAUUAUCACCAUCAAUUAGUAAUAAUAAUUUUAGUUAUAGUACAUUUAUUAAUAAUCCACCAAAGAAUCAAACUGAUAAACCAAUUUUAGCAUCAACAUCUACAAAUUCAUAUACUUUCUUUUUCGAUUUAUUACAAGUUGAAAUUGAGGAUUCACAACAAACACCUGUAAUUACAGGUGCAUCAAACGAUGAAACAGAGAUUCAACCACCAAAAAUACCAUCUUCAUUAUUUGGUGGUCCAUCAUCACCAGUUUCACCUUCAUCACCAUCAUCAUUAUCACCUUCAACUUCAACUUCUUCUUCUACUUCUUCAUAUAAACAAACUAACAAUAAUAAUAAUAAUAAUAAUAAUAAUAAUAAUAAUAAUAAUAAUAAUAAUAAUAAUAAUAAUAAUAAUAAUAAUAAUAAUAAUAAUAAUAAUAAUAAUAACUAUAAUAAUAAUAAUAAUAAUAAUAAUAAUAAUAAUAAUAAUAAUAGUAAUAAUAAUAAUAAUAAUAAUAAAUUAAAUGAAGAAGUAACAACAACAACUACAACAACAACGACAACUACAACAACAACUACAACAACAACUACAACAACAACAACAAUAUUAAAUAAUAGUAUUAUUUUACCAAGUAAAAAGAGAUUUAAUUAUAGACAAUUUUAUUCAGAGAUUCAUUUUAUAAAUAUAUUAUCAAGAAUUGGUGGAUUUUUAUUAACCAUUCCAAUGGUAACUGAUAGAUCGAAACAAAGGGAUAUGAGAAAUGUAACAUUAAGAGUUAUAUUGAAACAAUUGAAUGAUCAAAUGUUUUCUGAUGAUAAUAAAAUAUUCUUACCAGUUUAUCCACCAUUUUUAGUAUUAUCAAUUGUAUCAGAGGAGGCAGUUUGUUUAAAUUCAAGAGAUAGAAUUCCAUUUUUAAUUGUAUUGGAAGUUAAAAAAAGUAGAGAUUCAUUACUUUAUCAAGAUCCAAAUUAUCAAAAAGAUACUGAUGAAAAAUUAUUUGAAGAGGAAGAAGAAGAAGAAUGUGAAGAUGAUGAUGAUGAUGAUGAUUAUGAUCAAGAUGAUGAGUCAUCAUCAUCACAUCAUCAUCAAGAGAUUGAAGUUGAAAUUGAAGAGGAACUACCAUUAUCACCCGAAUUACAACAAGAAUUACAACAACCACAACAAAUUCAAGAAGAUAAAUUAAUUAUUUUAAAUAAUAAUAAUAAUAAUAAUAAUAAUAAUAAUAAUAAUAAUAAUAAUAAAGAUGAAAGUUGUAAUUUUAAAAAAAUAAUUGAACAAGAACAAGAAGAAGAAGAAGACAAAUUAAUUAAUUCAUCAAAUUUAAAUUUAUUUUCAUCAUCAUUAUCAUCAGGAGGUUCAUCAAAUAAUAUUAUAACAAAGAAAACUAAAAGAUUUAUAAAGAAUGUUAUUACAAUAACAAAGAAUACAUCAAAGAGAAAGAGGAAACCAAGAGAUUUGUCAAGUCCAAUUUAUACUAUAUUUGGAGAGUUAUGGAAACAAAAAGAGAAUAGAAUUUAUAAGACAUCGAUGAUGUCACAUCAUGAUGGUUGGGGUUUAAUUUCUUUCAUUGUAAAGAGUGGUGAUGAUUUAAGACAGGAACAAUUUGCAAUGCAAUUGAUUACUCAAUUUCAUAGGAUUUUCAAACAGUGUAGACUUCCACUUUGGUUGAGACCUUAUUUGGUGAUUGCAACAGGUCAUGACUCUGGUUUAAUUGAAACCGUUCCCGAUACAAUCUCAUUGGAUAAUCUAAAGAAAAAAGAUACAGCGUUCACAACUUUAUUGGAUUAUUAUAUUCGUUGUUAUGGUGAUGUUAAUUCAAAAUCAUUUGCAAAGGCUCAAGCAUGUUUCAUAGAAUCGUUGGCUGGUUAUUCAUUGGUUUGUUACUUUCUUCAAAUUAAGGAUAGACAUAAUGGCAACAUUCUAAUUGACACACGUGGUCAUUUAAUUCAUAUAGAUUACGGUUUCAUUUUUUCAACAAGUCCAGGUUCAAUGAAUUUUGAAAAGGCUCCAUUCAAAUUAACUAAAGAAUUUAUCGAUUUAAUGGGUGGUGUAGAGAGUGAUCGUUUCGAAUACUUUACAAAACUAUUGGUUGCUGGUUUCGUGGAAAUUAAAAAACAUUAUGAGGAGUUUAAAAUGAUGAUUGAAUUAUUAUUACCUCAUACAAAUCUUUCUUUUAUUGUAAAAGCUGGUGAAUCCUCAUUAGACUCUUUCAAAGAUAGAUUCAAAUCAAAUCUAACAACUGUUGAACAAUGUGAACAAUUCGUUUUGGCUUUAAUUAAUCAAUCUUUAAAUAAUUGGACAACUGCUUCUUAUGACUCUUAUCAAUAUUAUACAAAUGGUAUUAAUAUUUAA
Messenger RNA from Dictyostelium discoideum AX4, 3504 nucleotides. RefSeq names its product phosphatidylinositol 4-kinase. The coding region runs from base 1 to 3504 and encodes 1167 amino acids. The transcript is spliced from 2 exons. Gene Ontology annotation, molecular function: transferase activity; kinase activity; 1-phosphatidylinositol 4-kinase activity. Gene Ontology annotation, biological process: phosphatidylinositol phosphate biosynthetic process. NCBI's taxonomy places the organism in Eukaryota, Evosea, Eumycetozoa, Dictyosteliales, Dictyosteliaceae. The record is from RefSeq and is a predicted model, not a curated record.